CACCACCCCAGGAGUCCAAAGCACAGAAAGAAAACACUGAGCUUAGAGCGCACCCCUGAGUGUCCAAGAAAAGACAAAAACACAUGAGGAAUCUACUGCUGGGAUGCUGACUGUGAUGAUAGAAGAUUUUUGCUGGUCUCCUUAACUUUCCAAGCUUGGGAAAACAAACUCUUUGCAGUUUCUCGUUCACAGGCUUUAACAUUAUAUGGAUCUAAACAGCUGAGAGCAGCUUUGAGUGAAUGCGUGUGUGGACACUUAUAGACUAAGAAGAUGAGUUCCAGAAGACUGAUGAACCGUUCGCUCUCGAGUGAUGGAAGGUUCUACCAUGGUGGCAAUGAUAUCGGCUCUCAGAAUAGAAGGGCUGGCAGUAUGAGCUACCUGAGCAGUGUUCGCUCUGAAAGCAGCUAUGCUGGCCAUAGAUUCUCUCAGUUCAAGCCAUCCAGGAGCACUCUUUGCAGUGUCAUGGCUCAAUUAACAGAGGAGAUACAGCCAACAUUUGAGACCACAUUAAAAUCCAAAGCUGUCUCUGAGGAUACUAAUGUCAAGUUCAGCUGUGUGGUCUCAGGCUACCCAGUCCCUGAGGUGACAUGGUACAAAGACGACAUGCAGCUGGACAGAUACUGCGGCCUUCCCAAAUAUGAAAUUUCACGUGAUGACAAGACACACACACUCCAAAUAUACAACUGUACUCUGGACGAUGCUGCAAUUUACCAAGCAUCAGCACAGAACAGUCGAGGCAUCGUGUCAUGUUCAGGGGUGUUGGAGGUGGGAACAAUGAGUGAGUUCAAGAUUCAUCAAAAUUACUUUGCAAAGCUUAAACUACGAAACGAGAACCGACGUCGUGAGCAAGACGAGCCUCAAAAUGCAGGCAAAGAGAAUGUCCCAGCAGUCCUCGAAGAUGUCAGGAUGAGCAGUCCUGAAAGAGCGCAAAGGAAACGUAGGUCCCCCAUGGAGACCAGAGGGGCUGGCAGCCCUUCAGAGGACAAAGCCAUGGAGGUGGACGCCCCCAGUCAAACACCUCCUGUUCAAGUGACAGCAGCAGCAUCUGUUCAUGAAAUCUCGAACUCUGAAAUAAUCACAAACAGAGACAAAGACAGCCAGGGACUAAUGUAUAUCCAUGAUUCUGUGAACAAUGUCUCCAGCAAACAGAAUAAUGAGCAUUAUGUCAAAAAGAAGAUCAAAAUCUCAACGGAUGCAACAGAGAAAAUUAAGGAAAAUAGACAGACUGGAAGAAGGGAAGAGAUGAUGAAUGAGAGAGAUGGGGCUUCCACUGAGAAGAUGGAGGUACAGAACACGGUCGCUAAGAUCACCUCCGUGACUGAACAUGGAAACAAAAUGGACAGUGAAAAACUGUCAGUGAAAGCAAACAAAAGUGCCUCCGAAGAAUCAAAGAAAGCUCAGGUUGCUGGGAUCACUUCAGCGACUGACUCUAGAAACAAAAUGGACAUAACAGACAGACAAAAAAGUGAAAAACAACCAGUGAAACUGAAUAAAAGUGUCUCAGAAAAACCAAAGGGAGCUCAGGGUGUUCAGAUCGCCUCAGUGACUGAAUCAAGAAUCAAAGUGGACAUAACCACAAAUAAGAAUCAAAAAUGGUCAGUGAAGGCUAACAAAAGUCUCUCAGAAGAAUCAAAGAGAGCUCAGGGUGCUCAGACUGCCUCAGUGACUGAAUCAAAAAACAAAAUGUACAUAACACACACAAAAACAAAUGAAAAACAGUCUGAGAAAUUGAACAAAAGUGUCUCAGAAGAAUCAAAGAGAGCUCAGGGUACUCAGAUCACCUCAGUGACUGAACCAAGAAAGAAAAAUUACAUAACAGACACAAAAACGAAUGAAAAACAGCCAGUGAAAGUAAACAAAAGUGCCUCAGAAGAACUGAAGAGAGCUCACUAUGCCUCAGUGACUGAAUCAAGUAACAAAAUGGAUGUAGACAUAAAAAGGAGCGAAAAACAGAAAGUGAACAAAAGUGUCUCAGAAGAAUCAGAGACAGCCCAGGGUACUCAGAUUACCUCAGUGACUGACUCAAGAAACAAAAUGGACAUAACAGAUGCAAAAACUACUGAAAAACAGCCAGUGAAAGUAAACAAAAGAGCCUCAGAAGAAUCAAAGAGAGCUCACCAUGCCUCAGUGACUGAAUCAAGUAACAAAAUGGACAUAGACACAAAAAUGAAUGAAAAACAGUCAGAAAAAGUGAACAAAAGUGUCUCAGAAGAAUUGAAAAGAGCUCAGGGUACUCAGAUCACCUCGGUGACUGAAUUAAGUAACAAAAUGGACAUAACAGACACAAAGACAAAUGAAAAACUGUCAGAGAAAGUGAACAAAGGUGUCUCAGCAGAAUCAAAGAGAGCUCAGGGUGCUCAGAUUGCCUCAGUGACUGAAUCAGGAAACAAACUGGACAUAACAGAUGCAAAAACUAAUGAAAAACAGCCAGUAAAAGUAAACAAAAGUGCCUCAGAAGAAUCAAAGAGAGUUCACCAUACCUCACUAACUGAAUCAAGUAACAAAAUGGACAUAGACACAAAAAUGAGUGAAAAACAGUCAGAGAAAGUGAACAAAGGUGCCUCAGAAGAAUCAAAGAGAGCUCAGGGUACUCAGAUCACCUCAGUGACUGAAUCAAGUAACAAAAUGGACACGAAAAUGACUGAAAAACAGUCAGAGAAAGCAAAAGAAAGUUUCUCAGAGUCAAAGAGGGUUCAAAAGCCCAUUACAGCACAGAAACAACUGCCACCGAAGUUUUCCAUGAUGACCCAGAUGAACAAGGUGGUUGAAAGCACAAAGCUAACUGAAUCUGACAAAGGGACAUCAAACCUCCAACCUCAAGUUCUAGAUUCUAACCAGAGCUGUAAUCGAGGAGUUAAAGAUAACAAGCUCACGGAUUUUGAUGAUCGCGGAAAUAAUACUCCAGUAGGUACAUGUGUGAGGAUCUUUCCUCAUUCCUGUGGUGGGAAUGACGUCAAUGUGGACACAGGGGAGAGGAAUGCGUCUGCACGCUCUCUUAGGAGCUUGGCUGCAGGUGAUACUCCCAUUCAACCCACAGAGCCAAUUUGUGAAGACGUUCUUUCUUUUCAGAAGGAAGCGCCCGUGGAUUUAAAGCAGCAACCCUCAUUGAUGCGUGAGGUCACUGAGAGUGUUACGGAAACACUCAGUUCCUGCCACCUUGCAUCACAGGGAAAGAAGCUGAGAACAGGUGAUCAGUCUGUCGCAUCAACAAAGAGCAAUACACUUGUCACUAAGCCUCAAAACACUCAGCCAAGUGAGAAAAUCUCCUCAGGUCAUGUUUCACACAUGCUUCAAGAUGGCCAAGUUACAACAGCCAUGAGCUCCUCGUUAGGAGAUGACACAUCAACUACCAUGUGUGAGAAGGAUAGCAAAGCUGAAAACCAACUCAUUAAAAAGUCUGAUGAACUUAAAGGUGAAACAAAACUUGCAUCCAUGGCGUUGAAUAGUAUGGAAGACUCAAAUCAUUCCACAAAUCAAAUCAUCGUCACAGAAUUUGUACAGCUUCGCAAAACAAAAUCAGAUGUGGUGCAACCACAGACAAUGAACAACUCCUCAAUCUCUAAUGUUAAAAUAAAAGAUAAUGAGGCCCAAGAGUGUCAGAGCGCUUCUUUUGAAGCUAUAGACAAUGUUGCUAAAAUGGACAUACAGCAACAAUCUAAUGUAACCACAUCUGAACUACCAAAAUCAACUCAGAGCUACUCUUCAAAAAAAGGCAAAGAUCAUUCUGGCCCCUCUACAUUCCUCCCCCAACAUUUAAAGGUUUUACCCACAGAAUUUACCAUUCCUGCAAUAUAUAUUACAGAUAUGGACAGCAUAUCUCAAAAUGGUACAGAAACAAAACACGCUGUAGAUGCUGUUGAAACCACUGAAACUGAAGAGAAUACAGUGACCUCUGAAGUGACAAACAGCAAGAUUGUCAGUCAAAUAAGUAAUAUAUCUGAAUGCACAGACACUAUGAACAAAACAACAACUGUUUCGGAAUCAGAAGGUCUGCGUAAUGACCACAUGAAAACCUGUGACGCUGACUUAGCUGAAAUUAGUCAUCGUACAGAAACAGAUCUUGAUUUGGAAACUAAUUCUGACUACUUCAUAAAACAAUUAAAGUUGGCUGCACUGGACCUUGAUAAGUCAACUCAAAGCUCCACCACAGCCAAGAUAAAUGCUGCACCACAUAUAGAUGUGAGUGACAAUGUUAAAUGUGGUGAGGAAGUAAAUUCUGCAGUGACAGAGCUCACUGCCUGUAAGGUAACAAUUCCAUCCGAGACUACAGACCAGGUCUUCAACUCUACUACUGCCACCAAGACAGAUCAAAAGUCUACAUUCCCCAGGACUAAAACGGAAAAGAGUGAAACAGGAAUAGCCGUAUGUCUUGAAGAAGCAAACAGAGAUUCAUAUCAGGGGGACAAAUUAUCAUUGAAGACACAACCUGAAUCUCCAUUAGAAUCAGCCAGUAACUCACCAGCGAAGACAUCAUUGGAAACAUACUCCCCUCGUCUCACCCGGAGGACUGUCCAGGCUGACCUCCCCAAACCUGCAGGAAAUGAUAAUGUUAAACCCCAAUCAAUGGAUAAAGACAAAGAAAACCAAUUUAAAGUCCCACAGGUUAUCCGUAAAAUCCGACCGGAGGUGUUUGAUGCCUCUGGACAUCUGAAACUCUGGUGUCAGUUUUUCAACAUAUUAAGUGAUUCAACAAUAAAAUGGUACAAAGAUGAAGUGGAAAUUGCUGAGAUAAAGAGAAGUGCAGGAGACGAGACUCAAGUGUGCUUGGCUAUUAUACGGAUGUCCAAAAGAGACUGUGGUGUUUACAGAUGCACCAUUACCAAUGAAUAUGGCAAAGAUUCCACAGAGUAUCUUCUCAGUGCAGAAUUUCUGUCCAGUAUGUUUCUGCGUGAGGAGCUCCAGGAAGUUGGGGAGGAGAUUGAGAUGACUCCUCUAAUCUUCAGUAAAGGUCUUGCUGAUGCAGGCUGCUGGGGCACAAAGUUUUACGGCCGUGUCACAACAGAAGAAGCUCAGGUUGGACUGGGAUGUGAGCACAAAACCAGACGGCUGAAAGUGAUCUACGGAUUAGAUCCUGUGUUUGAGUCGGGCAGCUCAUGUUUUAUGAAAGUGCGAAGCCCAAUUGCAUAUGAGAGCAGAGAGGAGACUGUUUUAGCUGAAAGGAAUCUCCAAAUCACAAAACAGGACUGUAGAAUUCAGAACAUGGCCAGAGAAUACUUCAAGAUCUUUGCUACAGAGACGAGAGUGAUAGAGAGCUUUGGUGCAGCACUGGAGGUAAUCCCUCUAUACUUCAUGUACCUGCCAGCGAGCAGUAUUCCUUAUGCAACAGUGGAGGCAGAGCUUAAGGGUGUCUAUUUGCGGUAUUGUGGACUGGAUCGCUCAGGGUCACUGGUGUUUAACGAGAAAUUAGAAGUGGCACAAAAAUGUUCUUGUCUCCAGCACUGGAUUCACCAGUGGACGAAUGGAAAUGUGCUGUUCUCCAGACUUGAGGGAGUUGAUACAAUACUGACAAAUAUCGGAAUAGCAGUCAGGUCAAAAGGGUACCAGGGGUUUCCUUGUGAGGCUAAUCCAAAAGUUUUCGAGCAGUUUUAUAUUCAGCAUCAGUGUAAUUACUUCUGUGGCCUCUUAAAUCUCAAACCUCUCAAAGUCCCUGAAACACUUCAGACUUCACCCAGACCCAAGGACUCGAGCAGCCCGCUACUACAACGAAAAAUAGCACCCAGCUCCUCCAGUCCCCAGACCCCACGUAAGAGCCCCAAAGUAUCCCGCAAGCUGAACCCACAAACCUAACUUAAAUUAAAGUAGGCCAUAUACAUAGAAAAGCUAAAGGAGAAAGAGAAGUCUGUUUUUUGUUGAAUCGGAAGGUUGCUGCACUUACUACCCCAAUGUAAGUAAAAAAAACAUUCUUUUGAUAAAUGCAGCAUUUUAAAUGUCAUAUGUAAAUCUAGAAUCAUUACCUAAUCUUCUGUUGCAGUGCUUCUUACAGAAAAUGUUCUGUCCUCAGAGGUUUUUGAAAGGGUGUUGUAUAACUGUGUGUGAAAAUGUCAAGUGGAGCUGUAGCACUACCUCUUUGUUUAUUUUAAAGGAAGAACAGUGCUGUUGGCUGAUUAGCUGUUUGUAAAUAGUAAUUAAAAAUGAAUUUAGUUUGUUAUAAAUGACCUUUUAUUGUAUGAGAGCAUAUUAUUUAUAUUUGGUUGUGGAUUAACGUGCAUAAUGCACAUCCUAAAAAUGGAAAAAGUAAUUUAAAUUAUAAUCUUUAACUUUAAGAACCACUGUAAGCUUAUUGAAUGUUGUCCAUUAAAAUGCUUCAUAUUCUCAUGUUGUUUAAAUGGGUUUUGUGCAACAAGAGGGGGAAAAAUGAGAGACUGAUGAUAACGUUAUUAAAAUGGCAUGACUUAAAUGUUGAGUUGACAUUUGAAAUUGUAAUUAUGUCUGUUGUGUCGUCCGAUCUUAUCUCAGAUAUCUUAUCUCACAUUGCAUCACUGGAUCAUUUAAUCUAACACGCAUGUGAUCAGUCUGUAAAUUUGUCUUUGGUUUAAGAUGAAAAGAAAAAGGAAACCAUCCAAACAGUACAUAGAGAGUCUAAUUACUUAAAGGAAAAUGUGCUAAUUUAAUGUCAUAUGUUACAUCUCAUGGUGGAUUUUGACUUUAGGUCACAGAAUGGAAUUAAGACAAUUAAAUAGUCAUGCCAGAUUAAUGAAAUUAAUCCGCUGUAUUUCACCUUAUUUAUGAGACAAGUUUGUUUACAGUUAUAGAAAAGCAGUUUUUUUAACACAUUAUUGUUCGACCGUGACAGUCAUGACGCACAUCACAACGGGCUCCAGAACUGAUUUUAUUGGCCUUAACCCUCUGGUUUUGUUCAGUGAUAUAUAUAUAUAUAUAUAUAUAUAUUAA
Molecule: messenger RNA, 6891 nt
Organism: Labeo rohita (rohu)
Lineage: Eukaryota; Metazoa; Chordata; Actinopteri; Cypriniformes; Cyprinidae
Gene: alpk3b
Product: alpha-kinase 3b
Exons: 14
Coding region: 271-5787 (1838 amino acids)
Biological process (GO): cardiac muscle cell development; protein phosphorylation
Cellular component (GO): nucleus
Molecular function (GO): protein serine/threonine kinase activity; ATP binding
Source: RefSeq, a predicted model, not a curated record